AUGAUUCAAGUGCUACAGAUUGUAAAGGAUCUAGUGUCGCCAGCAAGACGGAGAACAGAUGCUGCUAAGAAAGGUGCAGAUGCUGAGCAGGAUGCUGCUAUCAAACUUGCCCAAGAACGAGCAGAGAUAGUUGCCAAGUAUGACAGAGGACGAGAGGGUGCGCAGAUUGAACCAUGGGAAGAUGCUGACUAUCGUCUUUACAAAGUCACAGAUAGAUUUGGGUUUCUACAUCCAGAGGAGCUUCCUGUCCAUGAUGCAGUGAUAGAAAAGCAAAAGCACCUUGAAAUUGAAAGAACCACAAAAUGGCUUAAGAUGCUGAAAAGCUGGGAAAAAUACAAGAAUAGUGAAAAGUUUCAUAGGAGAAUUUAUAAAGGAAUCCCACUGCAGUUCAGAGGGCAAGUCUGGUCUUUACUACUUGACGUCCCUAAAAUGAAAGAAGAAAUGAAAGACUUUUAUAAUAAAUUGAAGUGUCAAGCACGAGGGUCUUCCCCAGAUAUUAGGCAAAUUGAUCUUGAUGUAAAUCGAACAUAUAGAGAUCAUAUCAUGUUUCGAGACAGAUACGGUGUUAAGCAACAAUCUUUAUUCCAUGUUUUAGCUGCAUAUUCCAUAUAUAAUACGGAAGUUGGAUACUGUCAGGGAAUGAGCCAGAUCACAGCUUUACUCCUUAUGUACAUGAAUGAAGAAGAUGCCUUCUGGGCCUUGGUGAAACUUCUCUCUGGUCCAAAGCAUGCUAUGCAUGGUUUUUUUAUUCCUGGUUUUCCAAAACUGUUGAGGUUUCAAGAACAUCAUGACAAAAUACUGAAAAAAUUUUUGUCCAAACUUAAGCAGCAUUUGGACUCCCAGGAUAUGUCCACUAGCUUUUACACAACAAAGUGGUUUUUCCAGUGUUUCCUUGAUCGUACUCCCUUUACAUUAAGCCUCAGGAUAUGGGAUAUCUACAUACUUGAAGGAGAGCGGAUUCUCACUGCUAUGUCUUACACAAUUCUGAAACUACACAGAAAGCAUCUGAUGAAAUUACAAAUGGAAGAGCUUGUAGAAUUUCUGCAGGAGUCUUUAGCCAAGGAUUUCUUCUAUGAAGAUGACUUUGUAAUAGACCAGCUCCAAAAUUCUAUAUCAGAAUUGAAACGAGCAAAGCUGGAUUUACCAGUAGCUGGUAAAGAUGAUGAAUUUCCAAAGAAGCCAUUGGGGCAGAUUCCAUCAGGACCUCAGCCUGCUGUGCUUCACUCCACUCCAGUGCUUAAUGGACAGAACAGCACUGGUACACAAACAACAAGAAGGACAGAGAGGAGACCAUCCCCAGGAGAAGAACCAGAAAGUUCACCAAAUAACCGAAAAAGAAUUAAUUCACUGGAAAAGAAAGCUUCCUUAAAACAGCAGAAGACUCGACCAAUAGAGACACAGAGUAGUAUGCCUAAGAACGAGGUAGAUACCAGAAGAAAGCCUCAGCCAACUGAGCAAGACAACUCGAGACAGUAUAAUAAUGCAGCUGCUAAUCAAAAUUCUAAUGCUACUUCAAAUACAAGAAGGGAAUUUGUACCUAAGUGGAAUAAACCAUCUGAUACCAAAAUAAUUGAAAAGACAAUGAAACUUACUGCAGAGGUGAAAGGAAGGCCAAUAAACCAUUCGGUUUCGGGCCCACCAUCAAGUCCUGGAGAAAAGCAGCCUUUGAAUGUAAAGCAAAAGAUGAGGGUUUUGGAUGCUGAUGAAGGUAAGCGAGGGUCUAAUGCAUCUCAAUAUGACAAUGUUCCGGAAGUUGAGAAUGAGAAUGAGAAUCUUGUUGAAGAGAUGCUUGAGAGAGCUCAUCCACAGAGCCCUAGGCACGUAACAUAUUCUAAUAGUCCAAGAAAGCAAACUGAAAAAAUACCAACUCCAUUAAAAAUACCCAAUAAUUACACCUUCACUUCACAACCCAGAUCUCCAAAAUAUUCAUCACAAUCUGAUGGGCCACCUCAUGGACUGAAUGUAAAACAGCCAUUGCCAUGUUAUAGUAAUCCACCUACUUACCAUGGAAAUUCUCCAAAGCAUGUUUCCAGUAUAGGCAAUACAAGUUCUGUACCUCUACAUUAUCAUGGGAAUCGACCCAGCCCUUCUGGUAGGCCAUAUGGUUCUUUUAUUUCAGUAGAUUAUUCUCUGGAUAAACUACAAAUGAAUUCCUAUCCUGCCACUCGUCAAAAUCCUCUUUCACCAACCCCUGGUCAGAUAGAAGUAGCCCCCGUUGAUGCUUAUACCAGCAACUCAAGGUCCCCCACAGGUGUCAAAUUCAUAAUCCCUCCAGUGGAUUAUUCACCAGAAGACAGAAAGUGGCCAGAUGCUGCGUAUAUUUACAGACAUGAGCCCUACAGGCAGCCCUGGAGCCAAGACGUUAACAAAGGCCACUUGGAUAAUUUCCAGAAAUACCAGCAUUUUCAGUCAACACCUUUUCAAGACCAUAGUCUUCCUGCUGUUUCUGUGGAUAGUCCAAUAAGAUACAGGACUUCACCAGCCUUUGAAGAGCAUGGUUCACCACAAUACCAAUAUUCAAGCCCGUCAGCUCAAGCCCAACACUAUCGAAAUAGAAAUGAUGGAUUGUCUAUGCAUGAAUCCGUGCUUCUCUGAGAAUCUGUCUAUACUUAGCAAAAUGGCAAGAACCAAAACCGGUUAAACAUUACUGUGCUAAUAGUAGUCCACCUCAGUUCUUCGAUGAAAUGCGGACAGUUCACGAGUCUCAAAAAUAACAACACUAUUUCAAAGAUGUUUCAGACUUUCAUUGAAGGCUAGUUGAGUUCUUAGACUUGCAUUGAAGCUAUUGAAAGUGAUCUGAUGCAUAUAGACAUAGCAAUAAGAUCAUAUACACAAUGUGGUUAAUACUGUCAUUGUUCCUUACAUUUAAAUAACUUGUGUUGCAGUCUUUCUGCCUAAAACCUGUAACACAUUUACAAGUUUUAUUUUGACUGACAUUGUUAAUGCACUGUAUAGAUGUGUGUGCGUGCGCGCAUGUGAGUGUGCACUUACAAUACACAAACGCAUAUGGAAAAGAGCUAAAGAGUUUAAAUGUAAAUGCAUUUAACUUUGGGCAAAGCUUGUGAAGUACUUUUAUUUCAUAUUAUUUUUUUUUUGUAAUUUAUUUGAGAAGCCAUUCAUUUUGAAUGGGAAUUUCUGUCAUUUUUAUACAGCUGCCUCAGCAUCCCAGUAUCUGUUCUGGGCAGGGGAGAUGCU
Messenger RNA from Gymnogyps californianus (California condor), 3195 nucleotides. It is a transcript of the gene USP6NL, whose product is annotated as USP6 N-terminal like. The transcript is spliced from 14 exons. Bases 1 to 2595 code for a protein of 864 amino acids. The record is from RefSeq and is a predicted model, not a curated record. NCBI's taxonomy places the organism in Eukaryota, Metazoa, Chordata, Aves, Accipitriformes, Cathartidae.